Lachancea meyersii CBS 8951 is the source of this 2673-nucleotide messenger RNA. Lineage: Eukaryota; Fungi; Ascomycota; Saccharomycetes; Saccharomycetales; Saccharomycetaceae. The record is from the annotation of a GenBank genome assembly.
AUGAGCUCCAAAAUAUCCGCCAUUAGCGAGAUCGAUGUCGGUCGAAUCACCUCAGGACAAGUAAUCGUUGAUUUGACUUCAGCAGUGAAGGAGUUACUGGAUAACAGUAUCGAUGCCGGUGCAGACCAAUUCGAGUGUGUUUUCAAGAAUUACGGCUUGGAAUCUAUAGAGUGCAGUGAUAAUGGCAGUGGCGUUCCUGAGGACAGCUACGAAGGUUUGGCGUUGAAACAUCACACUUCUAAAAUAUCGAGUUUUGAAGAUGUAUCGCAGGUUACAACAUUAGGGUUCAGAGGCGAAGCUCUUUCGUCUCUGGCUGCCAUAGCAAAUUUGGUGGUAACAACCACAACGACUCCACCAAAAGCAGCCCGGUUGGAAUUCAAUGCCAAAGGCGAGUUGACAAAACAAACCGUCACGUCCCGCAACAAGGGCACCACGGUUUUGAUCUCUCAGUUGUUCAACAAUCUCCCGGUGCGUAAAAAAGACUUUACUCGCAAUUGCAAGCGGCAAUUUAACAAGUGCAUCGCGCUCCUACAGCAGUAUACCAUAAUUCAGGACCGGAUGAAGAUCUCGAUCUGGCACAUCACCAGUAACGGACGACGCACUCUCGUGCUGUCGUCUACCAAGGACCAGGGCAUCCCAAAAAGAAUAGUGGGUGUUUACGGAUCAAGUGCUAUGCAAGGCCUUUCAGGGAUCAAUCUGCACCUCGUGGUGAAUUCGGGCAAGUCCUGGGCGUCCCAAGCAUUUGGAGAUGACUAUAAAGGGGCCUCUGAAUAUACCAUAGACGUGUCCGGCUUUAUCUCCAAGAGUUCUUCUGGAUGCGGGAGAAACGCCAAAGAUCGGCAGUUCGUAUACAUCAACCAGCGUCCUGUAAUUUACCCGUCACUUAUUAAGUGCUGUAACGAGGUUUACCGCACCAAUAACAAUGUACAGUUUCCGGCCUGUUUCCUAAACUUCCAAGUUGCGCCGGAAUUCAUUGACGUUAACAUCACACCCGACAAGAGAACGGUAAUUCUGCACAGCGAAAGCGCUGUAAUCGAUACUUUAAGAGACGCUUUGGCGCGGUAUUUCUCGGAUCAGGAAAUGGUGUUGCCCAUUUCGUCAAAGGUCAAAAUGGAAAAUGUUGAUGAGCCAGAACCUAAAAAACAUAAGACGGCAGUCGUAAGUCAAGAGCUAGACUUUGAGUUUCACAAUGAUAUGGGAACCUCUGAGCCUCAGCCUGACAAUUCGGAGUUGGUCGAACGCGGUAAACCCGCAUCACAGAAUUUUCAACCGGAAAAUGAUCUCGAAGUGCAGGAACCUAAAAUUUUCGUUUUGGACUCAGAGCUUUCUGGUGAAGAAGAUGAGGCUGACACUCGUCCCGCACCUAAUGUCAAGGAGUCAAUUGUGUUUGGUGGUGGUAGGACCUCUGUAAGUAUUCCGAAAAUCAAGAAGACUCAAGGAACGCUUGAUGUGUUUGCGAACCACACGAAAGAAGCUGACUCCGAAUUCCUUGUCAGAAAACCAAACGCCGCUGAAGAGCCACUGACGAUGCAGAUUGGCGAUGAGCAUUUUGAAGAAAGGGCAACGAUCACCAGAGACAAUCAGUUAAUAUUUUCGAAAAAUGCCGAUUCGAACCAUUCUGACCAUUCUCACGGUUCUUGCACAUGCUCAUCGGCCAACGAAGAAGAUUCGGACGACGAACUAUUUGAAGAAAACAGCUUUUCAGUUGAUGGUAACGAUGAAAUCACACAGUAUAGCGCCGAUCCUUCUCACAUUCCUGUAUUCAGAAAUUCGGUGAUAUCAGAACCGACAGAGCAAAGACCUGCACACACACCGAAAAGUUCAACACUGUCGCAAAGAGGGAAAACUCUGAAAAGCUCUGCACACGCUGUCAACUCUGAUAUUCUUUGCGUGACAGUGCAAGUGAGUCCCGUUAAGCUGGACAAUAAAUUUACAGAGCAGGCUCGAUUGAUAGAGCGUCAAAGAACGAGAAAGCACGAAAACUUUAUCCAAAAAAAUGAACAAAUAGAAAACUUUGAGGAGGGCGAGAAGUACUUGACGCUUUCCGUAUCAAAAGGAGACUUCAAAACAAUGCAAAUCGUAGGUCAGUUCAACCUGGGGUUUAUUCUAGCAACGCGAAGAAUCGGUCGGAAAUUCGAUCUUUUCAUUAUCGAUCAGCACGCCGGUGACGAAAAGUUUAACUUUGAGAUGCUGCAAAGAAAUACGGUCUUGAAAUCACAACGUCUGAUUGCCCCUCAAGUUGUGGAAAUGAGUGUUAUGGAUGAACUUAUCGCGAUGGAAAAUUUAAACGUGUUUGAAAAGAACGGUUUCAAGCUUGAGGUUGAAAAGGACCAACCACAAGGUGGCCGGGUGCGCUUGGUUAGCUUACCUGUGUCCAAAAAAACCGUUUUUGACAUGAAUGAUUUGCACGAAUUAAUCCAUUUUGUAAGAGAGUCUGACGGGUUGAACAAAGACGCCGUGCGAUGCUCAAAAGUAAGAGCCAUGCUAGCGAUGCGGGCUUGUCGGAGUAGCAUAAUGGUUGGCAAGGCAUUAUCUAAAAAAAUGAUGGUGCGCGUUGUGCGAAAUUUGAGCGAGUUGGACAAACCGUGGAAUUGUCCGCACGGAAGGCCCACCAUGCGACAUCUGAUGGAACUCCGGGAUUGGAAUGUUUUCGACGACGAUUAUGCUCUGUGA